Messenger RNA from Cercospora beticola, 1023 nucleotides. RefSeq lists its product as uncharacterized. The record is from RefSeq and is a predicted model, not a curated record. NCBI's taxonomy places the organism in Eukaryota, Fungi, Ascomycota, Dothideomycetes, Mycosphaerellales, Mycosphaerellaceae.
ACAGAACAUCAAGCACGAGUCACUACAUACACUUCUCAUCCACUUUACCAACUCACCACAACCAAAAAUGCUCUCUCUCAAACCCACCACCGCCCUCCUCACCACCCUCCUCGCAACCUCCACCCAAGCCCUCUACUUCCGCCUCAUCCCCUUCACCACAACCUCCACCUACUCUCCCACCGAGUGCCACACCGUGACCUUCACAAUCAACAACCCAGACGCAGUCUUCGAACAAGGCGGUUCCUACCCACGAACUUGUAACAUAACUUGGACCGGCUGCACCCCACCCACCUGCUGGACAUCCUGCGACGAUGACGGCUUGAGUCCAGCCUACUAUGCCCGCGUACUCCCAUCUUCCACUAGCAACAACAAAUUCUCUCCCGAAGCCUUCACGCUCGAAGUCGAAGAAUACUACGUCUAUCGGAACUCUGCAAGGAACAAUGCCACGAUCUACAUUUCUGAAGGAGAAAACGAAUACGGAUGCUCAAGAGGAGAGGGACAGAGUACGACUUGCGGAUUCGCAGAGGGAACGACUUCGGAUUUGACUGCGACGUAUUCGGUGCCGUCGAGGGAUAAUGUUUGUGCGUAUUAGAGCUCUGAUAUGGGUUGAGGAUGGGAUGUCUGGACCUAGAGCUGGCAGUGAAAGGCGCUGGUGGAAUUAGAAAGUAUGCCUGUGAGAAGUGGCAGAUGGUGCAUAGCACAGAAAAGUCAAUUCGGGCUGGAUAUCUUGUCCCAUGCUGAUUGCAUUAUCGACUGCAUGCUCACUCCUUCAUGUUGUGCUUCUGUAAAAUGUGCUCGCAUCGCAGCAAGACCGCCAUGUCGCUCGCCAUCAAAGUGUUGAUGCAGAUCUCAUUGCUCCGCGUCACUCGUGCAGUUUCCUUGCCGAUGCGUCAAGGCCACCGCCUCAGACUUACUAUCCCUUCGACCACCGAUCUCCUAGUAUCUUCCAUAAGCGAAGCGACUCAUUCCCAUUCCCAUCGAGUGCAUGCCAGGACUGCCGAUCGUCUUCUGAGACAUUGGCGA